Daucus carota subsp. sativus is the source of this 1139-nucleotide messenger RNA. RefSeq names its product proteasome subunit alpha type-3. Gene Ontology annotation, cellular component: nucleus; proteasome core complex, alpha-subunit complex; proteasome core complex. The transcript is spliced from 9 exons. Gene Ontology annotation, biological process: proteasomal protein catabolic process; ubiquitin-dependent protein catabolic process. Bases 108 to 857 code for a protein of 249 amino acids. NCBI's taxonomy places the organism in Eukaryota, Viridiplantae, Streptophyta, Magnoliopsida, Apiales, Apiaceae. The record is from RefSeq and is a predicted model, not a curated record.
CAAAGUCGAACAGGUGGAAUCGAUAUCUUGUUCCAAAAGAAAUUCAGGCGGGGCAAGCAGUAAGAAAACACUAAACACAGUUUAGCAAGCAGCAAAUCAGAGGAGAGAUGGCUAGUAUCGGAACAGGCUACGAUCUAUCGGUGACGACAUUCUCGCCGGACGGGCGUGUAUUUCAGAUCGAGUACGCCUCCAAAGCUGUCGACAACAGCGGCACCGUCGUUGCCAUCAAGUGCAAAGACGGCAUUGUUAUGGGAGUUGAGAAGCUGAUUGCAUCUAAGAUGAUGUUGCCCGGAUCUAAUCGCAGAAUUCACUCCGUUCAUCGCCAUUCCGGCAUGGCUGUUGCAGGAUUAGCCGCAGAUGGAAGACAGAUUGUUGCACGUGCCAAAUCCGAGGCUAACAACUACGAGAAUCUAUAUGGUGACCAAAUUCCGGUGAAAGAACUUGCUGAGCGUGUUGCCAGCUAUGUGCAUCUGUGUACACUUUAUUGGUGGCUCAGGCCAUUUGGGUGUGGAGUAAUUCUUGGAGGUUAUGACAGAGACGGGCCACAAUUGUAUAUGAUAGAACCUUCAGGAGUAUCCUACAGAUAUUAUGGUGCUGCUAUUGGGAAGGGAAGGCAGGCUGCGAAGACAGAGAUUGAGAAAUUGAAGCUAUCUGAGAUGACUUGCCGACAAGGGGUUAUAGAAGUUGCCAAGAUAAUUUUUGGUGUACAUGAUGAGGCUAAAGACAAGGCAUUCGAAUUGGAAAUGAGUUGGGUUUGUGACGAGUCAAAACGCCAACAUCAAAAGGUUCCCGAUGAGCUUUUAGAAGAAGCCAAGUCUGCAGCAAAAGCUGCACUUGAAGAGAUGGAUGCUGAUUAGUUAGCAAGGAAUGUUUACAGUGUUUAAAUAUGUAAUUCUGUCUGGGCAUCUCUUCAGAUUAUCAAGCUUAAAAUGAUGGGUUAGUCUAAUCCAGUUUAAGCUAACCCCAAAAAUAGUGCUCAAAGCUUAAUUAUUCACUUGACCUAGAGCUAGCCCUGUCUAUUUUCGGAAUGUAACAGGACUAUCUUGGAUAUGUUAAUUGCUGCUUCAGUAUUAUGUACUUACUUGCACUGUAUAUGGUGCUUUUAUGAUCUCUGUGCACUAUAUAUGGUGCUUUUAUGA